Molecule: messenger RNA, 339 nt
Organism: Alternaria ventricosa
Lineage: Eukaryota; Fungi; Ascomycota; Dothideomycetes; Pleosporales; Pleosporaceae
Exons: 2
Coding region: 1-339 (112 amino acids)
Source: RefSeq, a predicted model, not a curated record
AUGGUGACCCUCUACUACACCACCACCCCAUCCACGUCCUCCGCUUCCGCCUCAACCUCCACGUCCUCCUCUGCGCAAUCCACCUCUAAGGGCUCUCCACCCUCCCCGCCAUCACAUGAUACCAGCCGACCAGGCCAUCGCCACGAAUCCGAGUACGCCUCCGACGUCCCCAAGCCCGUGGAAGACCGCCACGGCGACAGCGUCACCAAACACAGCAUCGCCGCGCACAAGAACCAGAACAAGGUUCGCGAGGGCAAGUUCUCGGGCAAGGAGUUUGACAAUCAUGAGCAGGUGCAUUCGCCGGGGAAGCCUGGAGGUGACUUCGAGGUCAAGCGGUAG